AUGUCGACGAAGAAGAUUCUAUUUAUUUUAUCAUCUCAUGGACAAUUUCCUAAUGGACAUCCCACUGGUUGGUAUUUACCAGAAGCAGCUCAUCCAUAUUAUGUAUUAGAACCUCAUUUUACCAUCGAAUGGGCAAGUCCAAAGGGAGGAAAAGCUCCACUAGAUCCUUCUUCAGUUGAAAAUUUCAAAGAUGAUGCUGAAUGUAAACAAUUUUUAGCAGAUGAAAAAGCCAAACAAGGUUAUGAAAAUACGAAAAAAUUAAGUGAAGUUAAUGCAAAAGAUUAUGAAGCGAUAGUUUAUGUUGGUGGACAUGGUCCAAUGUUUGAUUUACCAGAAGAUAAGACAAAUAUUCAAUUGGCUGAAGACUUUUGGAAACAAGGGAAAAUUGUCUCAGCUGUUUGUCAUGGCCCAGGAGCGAUUGUUAAUGUUAAAGAUGAAAAUGGUAAACCAAUUGUUAGUGGAAGAAAAGUAACUUCAUUUGGGAAUGAAGAAGAAGAACAAAUCAAAUUAACCGAUGCCAUUCCAUUUCUUCUUGAAACACGUUUGAAAGAAUUAGGAGGAAAAUUUGAGAAAAAUGAAAAACCAUGGGGAGCACAUGUUACUGUUGAUGGACAACUUAUUCUUGGUGCAAAUCCCGCAUCAGCUCAUGACUUUGGCGUGGCCAUUCGUAAUGCUAUUAACAAAAAAUAA
Messenger RNA from Adineta ricciae, 690 nucleotides. The record is from the annotation of a GenBank genome assembly. Lineage: Eukaryota; Metazoa; Rotifera; Eurotatoria; Adinetida; Adinetidae.